Messenger RNA from Canis lupus familiaris (dog), 1837 nucleotides. RefSeq names its product tubulin alpha like 3 (gene TUBAL3). Gene Ontology annotation, molecular function: GTP binding; structural constituent of cytoskeleton. NCBI's taxonomy places the organism in Eukaryota, Metazoa, Chordata, Mammalia, Carnivora, Canidae. The record is from RefSeq and is a predicted model, not a curated record. The transcript is spliced from 4 exons. Gene Ontology annotation, cellular component: microtubule; cytoplasm. Bases 74 to 1414 code for a protein of 446 amino acids. Gene Ontology annotation, biological process: microtubule cytoskeleton organization; mitotic cell cycle.
UAGAUGUGAUAAAGUCGGCCUGGGCCCCGCUCACUCGUCCUUGCCGGCCCGGUGGGGGCAUCUCCGGAUCAGCAUGAGGGAGUGCCUUUCCAUCCACAUUGGCCAAGCUGGCAUCCAGAUUGGGGAUGCUUGCUGGGAACUCUAUUGCCUGGAACAUGGAAUCCAGCCAGAUGGUGUUGUUCUCAACAGUAAAAAGGAUCAGCUGGAAAAUGCUAACAUGGAGCAUAUAGAUGCAUCUUUCAAUACCUUCUUUUGUGAGACGAGCACUGGGAAGCACGUGCCCCGAGCACUCUUCAUGGAUCUGGAGCCCACUGUUAUAGAUGGCAUUCGAGCUGGCCCGCGCCGUGCGCUCUUCCACCCAGAACAGCUGGUCAGUGGGAAGGAAGACGCUGCAAACAACUAUGCCCGCGGUCGCUACUCCGUGGGGUCAGGGAUCAUCGAUCUUGUGCUAGAGAGGAUCCGAAAGCUGGCAAAGCAGUGCAGUGGACUUCAGGGAUUUUUGGUUUUCCGAAGCUGUGGAGGAGGCACGGGGUCCGGAUUUACAUCCCUCCUAAUGGAGAAGCUCUCGAUGGAAUACAGCAGGAAGACGAAACUGGAGUUCUCUGUGUAUCCAGCCCCUAGGAUCUCCACUGCCAUAGUGGAGCCCUACAACUCCAUCCUCACCACGCAUUCCACCAUAGAGCACUCGGACUGUACCUUCUUGGUGGACAAUGAGGCCAUCUAUGACAUCUGCCACCAUAAACUUGGUGUCGAGUGUCCCUCUUACGCCAGCAUUAAUAGGCUCAUAGGUCAGGCAGUGUCUUCCAUCACUACUUCCCUCAGGUUUGAAGGGCCCUUGAAUGUGGACCUCAUUGAAUUCCAGACCAACCUGGUUCCUUAUCCGAGAAUACAUUUCCCCACGACAACCUUUGCCCCCAUCAUAUCCGCUGAGAGUGCCUACCGUGAGGAGCUCUCUGUGUGCGACAUCACUGCUGCUUGCUUUGACUUCUCCAACCAGCUGGUCAAGUGCAACCCUCGCCUGGGGAAGUACAUGGCCUGCUGUCUCCUCUACAGAGGGGACGUGGUCCCCAAAGAUGUGAAUUCAGCCAUUGCAGCCAUGAAGUCCAGGAACUCUGUGCAGUUUGUAGACUGGUGUCCAACUGGUUUCAAGGUAGGCAUCAACAGCCAGCCACCCACGGUGAUGCCAGGAGGGGACCUGGCCAAGGUCCAGCGGGCUGUGUGCAUGCUGAGCAAUAACACGGCUGUCGUGGAGGCCUGGGCCCGCCUGGACCACAAGUUUGACCUCAUGUAUGCCAAGAGGGCAUUUCUGCAUUGGUACACCAGAGAAGGCAUGGAGGAAGACGAGUUCUCAGAGGCCCGGGAAGACUUGGCUGCCCUGGAGAAGGAUUAUGAAGAAAUGGGGCGAAGUUUCUGAUGUAAACGUGGUCAGGGAGAAUGAGUGUUAGGUUGAAGUGUCAUGCUUUCUUUUCAAGACAUUAUCUAUUCUUGGUGGGUAGAGUUUCCCUGAUUGGAAGAAACUGGAAACCAAAUCAAGCAAGCCCCUAAGCUCCACACUACAUUGAAUAGGUCAGUAUCAACACUGAGCUCGGAUUUCCUUGUCUGCUAGUUCAGCGCAACUACCUGUGAACCUCCUACGUUUGGGGUCCUUUGAGCUUCUGGAUCCUGUCCAUGUUUCUUUUUUGUUUUUUUCUUUUUCUCCAAAUGGAAACCUAGCUUUAUUCUUUGCUUUUUCAACAAAAGACGAUGAAACCCUCAAGUCAGUGCUUUUGCUUUUCCUUUCCUGAAGUAUAAAACAGCACAUAAUAAUGUUAUUUCCCCCAUGGCUAUGUUUUGUACA